Chaetomium strumarium is the source of this 564-nucleotide messenger RNA. RefSeq lists its product as uncharacterized. Lineage: Eukaryota; Fungi; Ascomycota; Sordariomycetes; Sordariales; Chaetomiaceae. The transcript has 2 exons. The coding region runs from base 1 to 564 and encodes 187 amino acids. The record is from RefSeq and is a predicted model, not a curated record.
AUGCCGACAGAAACCACAUUCCUCGCCUGUCUGAAAGUGACGACCCUCUUUCUCUUCGGCUUCUUCGACAUGAUCAUGACGCCAGCGUACAUAGCUGCGGGCGAGCCUCUGGUCAAGACAGCAGGCGUCGCCCUCUGCGGCGUGAUCCCAGCCGUCUACGUGGCGUGGAGCACGUCACCCUUCGUGGCGGCCAUCCACAUGCACCUGCCGCCGUACGCCCGCUGGUCGCGCGCCAUCCUGGAGCGCUUCGCGCGCACGGCGCCGCCCAACACGCGCCUGGACGUGACGACCAUGAGCCUGAUCGGGAAGCCGCGCGUGAGUUCCAUGGUGCUGUCGGACCUGCGGCCGGCCAGGCGGCGGUUCGGCAUCGUCAACUACGUGCGAGAUACGUCGCUGCUGGAGGCCAAGAGGAGGUGGUGGCGGUUCAAGGCCGUCGGGGAGUUCAAUGUCCAGGAGGACGGGGAUAAGAAGGUGAAGAAUGGGUGGGUGUGGAGGGAGGUGAAGGAGGGGAUUGCGCGGAGGGGUAGUGCGGCGGGUCAGGUUCAAGGGGAGAAGGGGAAAUAA